AUGCUCGGAGCAUCUGAAUUGCCACUACUGAGCUCUGCAGAUCAAUCAAAUGACGAUGGUUUAAAAUCUGGUGACACUGAAGUUCUGAUAAUAUAUGACAUUCCUAAAGGCCCAUCAAAACUGAGAUUACCAACAUACUUGGAAUAUUUUUGUCAUUCAAGUUCUGUCUUUUACAUUAAAAGUUUGUGUGAUGAUCCUGAUACCGAGGAAAUUAAUCUGGCUAGCACAAAUUUAACAUAUCUUCCAGAAGAAAUAUUCAGUGAUCUCGAAUUGCUAACUUCUUUGAGUUUGAGGUCAAAUAAACUGACACAUCUUACGCCUACUAUUUUCAAUCAUUUGAUCAAUCUUAGAUAUUUAAAUCUCAGUGAUAAUAAUUUAACAUCUCUUCCACCAACAAUAUUCAACGCAUUGAAAUCUCUAACUGUAUUUAGCUUCAAACAAACUGACCAUAAUAAUAAUUUAACUUCUCUUCCAAUAAAAUUAUUCAAUGGAUUAAAAGGUUUAACUCACUUGUAUUUACAGUCAAACAAACUAAAAUAUAUAGAGCUUCAAACUUUCAAUGACUUGUCCAAACUUGAAGAAUUAGUUAUCAACAAUAACAGUUUAACAUCUGUCUCACUAGGAGUAUUCAAUGGAUUAGAAUCUCUAAAGUAUUUAAAUUUGUCAUCAAACAAUCUGACAAGAUCAUUCAAUGGAUUGGCAAAAUUACGUUAUUUAGAGUUGUCAUCAAAUAAAUUGACAAGCUUUAAGCCUGGUACUUUUAAUAACUUGUCUGAACUUAAAAAUUUACAUAUUAGUAAUUCAAACAAACUAACUAAUCUUGAGACUGAUACUUUCAAAGACUUAAUUAAUCUUGAACUUUUAGAUAUUAGUAAUAAUGACUUGACACACCUUUCAACUAAUAUUUUCAAUGAAAAUCAAAGACUUGUAUCCUUAUGUUUACAAGCAAACAUUAUGCUUGAUGAAUUAAAGCCUGAAGUUUUCAACAAUUUAACUCAUCUAUGUUUGGUCAAUGUUGAACAUAAUAAAUUUGAACUAACCAAGAACGUCAAAGACCUAAUUUUAAAAAGUAUUAAACAGAAAAACAACAUGUGCAAAACUACAUCUACUUUAUAUGAUAUUAUAAGAGAUGAACCUUGCUCUCAUGAAUAUAUUUAUUAA
Aphidius gifuensis is the source of this 1161-nucleotide messenger RNA. Its product is annotated as leucine-rich repeat-containing protein 15-like. NCBI's taxonomy places the organism in Eukaryota, Metazoa, Arthropoda, Insecta, Hymenoptera, Braconidae. The coding region runs from base 1 to 1161 and encodes 386 amino acids. The record is from RefSeq and is a predicted model, not a curated record. Gene Ontology annotation, molecular function: protein binding. Gene Ontology annotation, cellular component: extracellular matrix. The transcript is spliced from 6 exons.